UAAAGAUGUCCGAUGCAUGCACUAUUGCACUAAGUUGAUUCGGUUCUUUUUCAGUUGCUCAAGUUACAAAUAGUUGUAAUCAGAACACCAGAACACAAUCUAGUUCAUCUUUGCUGAACAGUUUACAAAAAAGGGACCAAAUUUGAAAUACGAAUAGAAUCAUGAUGGAAGAUUUAAACGAGUCCGAAAAUACGAGCGUAAUUUACAUUACAGAGGAACACAGGGUGGAAUGGACCAAUGAAGCCACUAGGGAGCUUUUGAAACUAUAUGAUGAAAAAUGUGACCUACUAGAAAGCGGAAUAAUAACUACACAGAAAAGGCUUUGGGAACUUGUAUCAAAAGACUUGGCAAAGAAGGAUUUUUAUUAUAAUGGACAACAGUGUGAAAAUAAAUGGAAAACGUUAAAACGCUGUUACAGAAAUAAAAUUGAGAGGAUGAGAACACAUGGAACUAAUAAAAGACCAUGUCCUUUUCAAGAUGAAAUUGCUGAAAUUCUCAACAAACGGCCAUUUGAAAGCAUGAUGAGAUCAUACUCAGUUAAAAGAAAUAUAAGAAGAGAUGCAAACGAUGAGUCUUCCUUUGAUAUAAGUACACCAAGGCAUGUACUGGCCCUGAUAACGGCCAGUACCAAUGGCUACCGCCCCAUAUCACUGCUUAAUGCAGUAGCCAAGAUCGUGGAUGAAGUCCUCUUACGACUCAUUUCAAAACACGUCGAAAAGCUGAACCUAGUGCCAAAGGAACAGUUUGGGUUCUGCAAGGGACACAGCACUGUGUCCCAAGUGGCCCGAAUCGUUCACGAGGUAAAAGAGGCCUGCAAUAACGAUAAGAACACCGUUAUGGUCAUGAUGGACCUAAAAAAGGCAUUUGACACCGUCUGGCACGAAGGUUUAAUGUCCAAACUGCACAAGGCUAGGAUGCAGAUUUUUAUCAUUAAGAUUAUCGAUGCAUGUAUCACCAAUAGGAAAAUCCGGGUCAAGGUCAACGAAAGUAUAUCGGGAGAUUUUCCACUCGAGGCAGGUGUUCCGCAGGGGUCGUGCCUCUCACCUCUGUUGGCACAGAUCCAGAUCCAUCUGGACAGGGGAAUCAUACCGUACUUUGACGAGUCAAAGAUCCGCAUCAACAGUGCGAAAACUGAAGUCAUCAACUCCACGUUGAGCAGACCUUUGACCGUCAAAGGGGUUGAGGUGACAGAUAUGUCCCCUGUGAAAUACCUGGGAGUCAAUUACAGCGGAGACAAUGGAGACAUGAAAAACGUGAAACUGAUCAGGACUGAGGACGACGACGACGACCGUCAAGUUCUAGAGUCCACCGAGUAUUUGGUGCAAGACGUGAACCAGUUACAAGUCGUCGAAGAACUGUCAGAGCUCACCAAAGUCAUUGGUAAACACAACAAGCUGAACACGGAACUUUUGAGGAAUUCCGGGGAGCUGCACGAAAAGUUGGUCCAGUAUUUUGAGGGGGCAGCUGAAAGGGAUAGCCAGAAACUGGAAUUAGAGGAAACUAGGAUGGAACAACAAAAUGAGAUGAUAAAGCAAAUGAAAAUACAGAAUAGCUUGUUACAAAAAUUGUUGGAUAAAUUGGGAUGAUUUCAACAUAAUUUAUUUUAAUAUAAGUAUAAGUAUCUACUUUAUUGUUUCAUACAGAAUAAUCGAUAUUAAAAAUCAGUUCCAUUCAUUA
Phaedon cochleariae (mustard beetle) is the source of this 1677-nucleotide messenger RNA. The record is from the annotation of a GenBank genome assembly. NCBI's taxonomy places the organism in Eukaryota, Metazoa, Arthropoda, Insecta, Coleoptera, Chrysomelidae.